Messenger RNA from Saccharomycodes ludwigii, 825 nucleotides. It is a transcript of the gene COQ11, whose product is annotated as ubiquinone biosynthesis protein COQ11. NCBI's taxonomy places the organism in Eukaryota, Fungi, Ascomycota, Saccharomycetes, Saccharomycodales, Saccharomycodaceae. Gene Ontology annotation, cellular component: mitochondrion. The transcript has a single exon. Bases 1 to 825 code for a protein of 274 amino acids. Gene Ontology annotation, molecular function: protein-containing complex binding. The record is from RefSeq and is a predicted model, not a curated record.
AUGUCGAUGAAGAGCCUUCUACCCACAGUAAUGGUUUUUGGCGGCAAUGGAUUUUUAGGUAGUAAAAUUGUAACCGAAUUUCUGAAUACAAACAGAUACAAUGUUAUAGUAGCUUCAAGGUCACUGGCAGGCAAACAGCACUCAUUGUCACAUUCGCCCUUUUUGCAAUAUAAAUCGGUAGAUAUUUUUAACCCAGCAACUUACAAGAGCAUUUUAACCAAUGUUGACCAUGUUGUUCAUUCAAUUGGUAUAAUUAAUCCAAAUGAAAAUUAUAAAAAAAUAAUUAAUUCCAAAACACCAUGUCAAUUUGCAAAUGGUUUGAUGGAUUAUUUUUUUAAAUCCACAACCAAGAAUACUUCUGCUGUUGAUAAGAAUGUUAACCAAUAUGAGCUAUACAACUAUCAGAGUUGUAAAAUUUUGGCAGAUGUAUUCAAAGAUGUGAUAAAAUCAUCUAAUACCAACACUAGCACACAUAAAAGAUCAUUUACUUAUAUUUCAGCCGAAGAAACACCAUUAGUGAAAAAUUUUAUAUCGGCUGAUUAUAUUACUACCAAGAGGAAAGCUGAAUUACAUGUUUUACAAUACGAAGACUAUUUUACCCCAAUAAUUCUGCGUCCUGGGUUCAUGUACGAUGAGAACAGUACAGAUACAACUCCAAGAUCCGCAAUUGCUUGCAUUUUAAAUAAUAGCAACAUCAUUAAAAAUAAAAGUUUUACUUGUUCAAUACAAUCUGUUUCCAAAGAAGUUGUUCGAAAGAUUGAAGAUCCAAAGUUUCAGGAAGGCGGUAUUAUUACUCUAGCCGAUAUUAAAAGAGAUUUUAUAUAA